This is a messenger RNA of Tupaia belangeri chinensis (Chinese tree shrew), 2213 nucleotides long. RefSeq names its product polo like kinase 3 (gene PLK3). The record is from RefSeq and is a predicted model, not a curated record. Gene Ontology annotation, cellular component: spindle pole; kinetochore; centrosome. Gene Ontology annotation, molecular function: ATP binding; protein binding; protein serine/threonine kinase activity. Gene Ontology annotation, biological process: mitotic G1/S transition checkpoint signaling; protein phosphorylation; Golgi disassembly. NCBI's taxonomy places the organism in Eukaryota, Metazoa, Chordata, Mammalia, Scandentia, Tupaiidae.
CUGCGCCCCCGGCAGGACCCGGGCCGCCUUCGAGUGCCUUGCCGGGACCUGAGCAGGAGAUGCUGGCUGGGCCACCGACGCCAGAUCCUGGACGUCUCAUCACGGACCCUCGCAGCGGCCGCACCUACUUCAAAGGCCGCUUGUUGGGCAAGGGGGGUUUCGCCCGCUGCUACGAGGCCACUGACACCGAGACCGGCAGCGCUUAUGCGGUCAAAGUCAUCCCGCAGAGCCGCGUCGCCAAGCCGCAUCAGCGCGAAAAGAUCCUAAACGAGAUUGAGCUGCACCGAGACCUGCAGCACCGCCACAUCGUGCGUUUUUCGCACCACUUUGAGGAUGCUGACAACAUCUACAUUUUCCUGGAGCUCUGCAGCCGAAAGUCCCUGGCCCACAUCUGGAAGGCCCGGCACACCCUGUUGGAGCCAGAGGUGCGUUACUAUCUGCGGCAGAUCCUUUCAGGCCUCAAGUACUUGCACCAGCGGGGCAUCUUGCAUCGGGACCUCAAGCUAGGAAAUUUUUUCAUCACCGAGAAUAUGGAACUGAAGGUGGGAGAUUUUGGACUGGCAGCCCGGUUGGAGCCCCCAGAGCAGAGGAAGAAGACCAUCUGUGGCACCCCCAACUAUGUGGCCCCAGAAGUGCUGCUGAGACAGGGCCAUGGCCCCGAGGCAGAUGUAUGGUCACUGGGCUGUGUCAUGUACACACUGCUCUGUGGGACGCCCCCCUUUGAGACCGCUGACCUGAAGGAGACGUACCGCUGCAUCAAGCAGGUUCACUACACGCUGCCUGCCAGCCUCUCACUGCCUGCCCGGCAGCUCCUGGCUGCCAUCCUGCGGGCUUCACCCCGAGACCGCCCCUCCAUCGACCAGAUCCUACGCCAUGACUUCUUUACCAAGGGCUACACCCCCGACCGGCUCCCUGUCAGCAGCUGCGUGACAGUCCCAGACCUGACACCCCCCAACCCAGCUAGGAGUCUGUUUGCCAAAGUUACCAAGAGCCUCUUUGGCAGGAAGAAGAAGAGUAAGAACCACCCUGAAGAGCGGGACGAGGUCUCCCGUCUGGUGAGCGGCCUCAUGCGCACGUCCAUCGGCCAUCAGGAUGCCAGGCCCGAGGUUCCAGUAGCUUCCGGUCUAGGCCCUGUCAGCCUGGUAGAGACAGCACCUGAAGACAGCUCACCCCGUGGGACACUGGCGAGCAGUGGUGACGGGUUUGAAGAAGGCCUGACCGUGGCCACGGUGGUGGAGUCAGCCCUCUGUGCUCUGAGGAACUGUGUGGCCUUCAUGCCCCCAGCGGAUCAGAACCCGGCCCCCCUGGCACAGCCAGAGCCUCUGGUGUGGGUCAGCAAGUGGGUGGACUACUCCAACAAGUUUGGCUUCGGGUAUCAACUGUCCAGCCGCCGCGUGGCCGUGCUGUUCAAUGAUGGCACACACAUGGCCCUGUCAGCCAAUCGAAAGACUGUGCACUACAAUCCCACCAGCACGAAGCACUUCUCCUUCUCUGUGGCUGCUGUGCCCCGAGCCCUGCAGCCUCAGCUGGGCAUCCUGCGGUAUUUCGCCUCCUAUAUGGAACAGCACCUCAUGAAGGGUGGAGACCUGCCCAGUGUGGAAGAGGUGGAGAUGCCUGCCCCACCUUUGCUGCUGCAGUGGGUCAAGACGGAUCAGGCCCUCCUCAUGCUGUUCAGUGAUGGCACUGUCCAGGCCUUGGUCAGUGUUGCCUUCUUGUACACAGGUGAACUUCUAUGGGGACCACACCAAGCUGAUCCUCAGUGGCUGGGAACCCCUCCUUGUGACUUUUGUGGCCCGAAAUCGCAGUGCUUGUACUUACCUCGCUUCCCACCUGCGGCAGCUGGGCUGCUCCCCGGACCUGCGGCAGCGGCUGCGCUACACUCUACGCCUGCUCCGGGACCACAGCCCCACCUAGCCCUCUCUGGGGAGCAGGCACCACUUAAGCCCUCAAGCUGGGCCUUUGUGACCCUCCCUGUCCUUUUGGUGCCUCACUGGGGGCUCUGGACUGAAUCCCCCAGGGAAUCAGGGACCAGCUUUACUGGAGUUGGGGGCGGCCUUGUAGUCUCCUACCCCUUCUCCAAGAUAAGCCCGAGCCUUAGCCCCCAGCUAGGGGGCAUUAUUUAUGGACCACUUUUAUUUAUUGACAUACAUUUAUUUAUUGGGAUGUGAGCCCCAGGAGGGCCUCCUCCUGGGAUAAUAAACCGUUUUGCAGAA